This is a messenger RNA of Aspergillus pseudonomiae, 711 nucleotides long. RefSeq lists its product as uncharacterized. The transcript has 3 exons. The record is from RefSeq and is a predicted model, not a curated record. The coding region runs from base 1 to 711 and encodes 236 amino acids. Lineage: Eukaryota; Fungi; Ascomycota; Eurotiomycetes; Eurotiales; Aspergillaceae.
AUGGCUUUCUUCGGAGAAGGACCCGUCGUAUCCCACCCGGGUCACGGCUUCGUACCCACUACCGGUGCCAAUAUCUGCGCCGGCAGGAGGCCACAGGAUACUGGAUCUGGCAAUAGACGCCGGAACAGGAGACGCAACGAGGUGUCCGAGACAAAUCAAAGGUCUCGGCCCUCACCCCCCUCUGGCCCCCGUGGUUGCCGCGGAGGUAAUAACCACCCUGCCAAUGGAAAUAACAGAGUACAGAGGCAGGGGCCCCGCCAGCCACAGGGGCCAGGGGGGCAAAACAACAGAUUCACCCCUCGGAGAAGUCGACGGGGUCCCGGUCCCCAAGGGAGGGGGCCCCAGCAUGGUGGCGCAAACAAUGCGCCUAGACACCCGGGUCAACGCCGUGGCCCUAAGCCACGGGUGUCCCGGGAUGGCGACACCAUCAUGCGCGACGCGCCCGCGCUUAACGUGCAGCCGGUGAGGCAGCGCGGCAUCUCCAAGCCUCGCCUCCCUCCUCAGGGGGACGUGGUGAUGGUCGAUGUGUUCACUGCGUCCCCACCAUCUGAAGUGGAGGACGUGGUGAUGCUCGACGUCUUCAUCACGUCCCCCUCCGUUGAACAACAAUUUGCGGCACUCGCCCUUGCCGCCCCACAAUUCGCCCCAAGUACAGGGGAGGAGCCUCAGGACAUCGAAAUGACUGAGGCCCCUCCCCUGUACUUCUUUUAA